AUGAGCCGGGCGGACAUGGUUCACUACUUGGACGUGAGAGGUUGGUGGGACGCGGGCGAGUGCGAGUGGUGCUUCGACCGCGCAGUGGCCUACCGGGCUGAGCAUGCUCUUGGCAUACUUGGCCCCAGCCAUGCUGCUCGAGUGGAUGCUGAGCCUCGUGUGGACGUGCUCAUGGACCUGGGGAAAAUCAGAUCCAGCCUGCCCGCGAUCCUGGGUUCCGCGUGUGCUGCUGGAAACCCCGCUGCUCCAUCUGUCCCUGCUGGUUCUCCUGCUACCUGUGAUGCUUCUCCAGCGUGGUCCUUCUGCUGGCGCUGCAGCAGCUGCUGGGCUGCCUACCGCCGUGCUGUCAGCUUCGCUACCUUCCUCGUGCUAGUGGCAAGAUCACCCCGUGUUGCAACUCUAUGGAAGGCCCGCAUAGACACAGCCUCUGCAACAUUGGCGGCUCUUGUGUCUGAGCUUGGGGUGUGCAGGCAGGAGGAGCAGGACUGCUUUGCUUCAACGCUGGUGCAGGUGCUGGGGGUGAAGGAGAGUGCUGAUCUGCAGGAAGGGUUCGGCUUUUUCAUGCAGCAUCUUCUGCGUGACAGCGUGGAGAAGGUGCAGGCAGAGGGGAAGCGGGAGAAAGGGAAGAGAGCUUUCGCUUUGGGCAAUGCGGGGCCAAUUGCAACGGUUGCGAUGAAGCUGAUGGGAGGUGGCAGGGGAGUAGAGAGCAUUGGAGGAGGCCGUACGGUGGGCCUGGGGGGAAUUCUGCCGGCCCCAGGGGUUAGGGAGGAUGGAGGAGACGGGAACGGCGGCAGUCAGGGGAGGGAUGGAGGUGCGGGCAAUGGGGCCAGAACUUUCAGGGAUGUUGGAUGGAGAGAGCAUCUGAAGGGGCGUGAGUGGGAGAGGUAUGUGGAUGGCAUGGCUUGGAUUUUGGAGCAUGGAGGGGGGGAAGGGAGGGGGCUCAGUGUUCUCCAAGCCAGAGUUCCGUGA
Molecule: messenger RNA, 969 nt
Organism: Closterium sp. NIES-65
Lineage: Eukaryota; Viridiplantae; Streptophyta; Zygnematophyceae; Desmidiales; Closteriaceae
Source: the annotation of a GenBank genome assembly